This is a messenger RNA of Mesocricetus auratus (golden hamster), 1549 nucleotides long. RefSeq names its product IKBKB interacting protein (gene Ikbip). Lineage: Eukaryota; Metazoa; Chordata; Mammalia; Rodentia; Cricetidae. The transcript has 3 exons. The coding region runs from base 109 to 1230 and encodes 373 amino acids. The record is from RefSeq and is a predicted model, not a curated record.
GCGGAGCCCAGCCUGGGAAGGGGGCGAGGCUCCUGCAGCCGCGCCGCAGCCACGUCCGUCGGUACCCCGGUGAACCCGCUCGGCUUGGAGAUCUUCAGGGUUCCAGAUAUGUCCGAGGUGAAGAGCCGGAAGAAGCCGGGGCCCAAGGGGCCUCCCGCUGAGCCCGAGAAGCGGAGCGACGGCAGGAAGAACCCCGAGGCGCGGGGCGGCGCGAGCUGGGCGGACCCCCGCACCGGGCUCAGCCUGCUGUCGCUGGCGGCGUGCCUGGGCCUGGCCUGGCUUGUAUUUCAACAAUCAGAAAAAUUUUCGAAGAUGGAAAGCCAAUACCAGUUACUGCAAAUAGAGAGCAGAGAGUUUCAAGGACUACAGAAUAAAAUCAGUUUCAUUUCAGACAAGCUUGAGUCUACUGAAAGUAUCCUGCAGGAAGCUACAGAAUCCAUGGCUUUGAUGACCCAGUUUGAACAGGAAGUAUCUGGCCUCCAAAGAUCCAUACAUGACAUUGAGAAUAGUGAAGAGAUACUCACGCAAAAGAUGCAAAAUCUUAAUGAGAAAUUCCAGAACAUUACAGAUUUCUGGAAGAGAACCCUGGCAGAAAUGAGUGAUAAUACAACCGUUUUCAAAUCAGAAGCAAAGCAUAUACAUUCUCAAGUUACCAUGGAAAUUAACUCAGCUGAGCAAGAAAUGAAAUUGCUCACCGAACGGCUAAAAGAUUUGGAAGACAGCACACUACGAAACAUCCGAACAGUAAGCAGGCAAGAAGAGGAAGAUCUUCUCCAAGUAGAGGCACAGCUCAGCUCUGACACAAAAGCAAUUGAAAAGCUAGAAGAAGAGCAGCACUCACUCCUGGCCAGAGACGAAGAUCUGACCAAUAAACUUUCCAGCUAUGAACCCAAAGUUGAAGAGUGCAAGGCACAUUUGCCGACUAUAGAAAAUGCGAUCCACUCUGUUCUCAGAGUCUCCCGGGAUCUGAUGGGGACAGAAAAGAAAAUGGAAGACCUUACUAUGCAGAUGUUUAACAUGGAAGACGAUAUGCUAAGGGCAGUGUCUGAAAUAAUGGAAAUGCAGAAAACCCUUGAGGGAAUUCAGUAUGAUAAUAGCAUAUUAAAGAUGCAAAAUGAACUGGUUGUUCUAAAAGGAAAAGUUCAUGAUUUCAUAGCAUAUUCAAAUGCAAGAGAAAGGCAGACUUUGGAGAACUAUAACCUAGAAAAUGAGGGAACUGGUGAUUAUUAGGUCUGCUGCCUAUCUCUUGAUGGGCUCUAUUACUGAGUGGAGAUGGGUCAGCUGUACAGCUCCAGUCAUUUGCCCUGCCUCACUUUACUAGAGACUCAGUGGAGGAUGGACCACAUGGAGUGUACACAUAAUCAAACGUUUAUCUUUUCAAGAUCUAAAACUGAUUUCCACCAUCUUAAAGAGAAAGUUCUGUUGGGAGGUGGUGGCACAUGCCUUUAAUCCCAGCACACACAGGCAGCUGCAGGUGGAGCUCUGAGUUCAAGGCCAACCUGGUCUACAGAGGGAGUUCCAGGCCAGCCAGGGUUACACACACACAGAA